Messenger RNA from Uranotaenia lowii, 1421 nucleotides. RefSeq names its product growth hormone-inducible transmembrane protein-like. NCBI's taxonomy places the organism in Eukaryota, Metazoa, Arthropoda, Insecta, Diptera, Culicidae. Bases 201 to 1220 code for a protein of 339 amino acids. Gene Ontology annotation, cellular component: mitochondrial inner membrane. The transcript is spliced from 4 exons. The record is from RefSeq and is a predicted model, not a curated record.
CUCACAUUGUCUAGUGAGAUAUUGAAGCGAGUAGUCAGAAAACAAUUUACUUCGCAUAAAAAAUCAUUGGUUAAAUCGAAGAGCUCCGAAUUUUGCGUUUCCUAAUUGAAGUGAAGAGACAUUUUUAUAAAAAUUAAAAACCUAGUUUGGUUUGUGCUUUAAACUCACAUUUCUGAACAAAUCAGUACAAAAGUAAGAAUAUGCUAUCCAGAUUCGCCUGCUCAAGCCGCACAUUCGUGUCGGCUCCCCUGCUGCGGUCCGCACUGCAGCAAAAUGUUCCCCGGCGGCAGCCAAUCGUUCGUGAGUAUGCACGAAACGUUAAGGGAAGUGGCGAAAACAGUUGGACUGCCCGAGCCGAGCGGCAGACACUGCGCGACAAAGCCAUGGCACCACCCGGUCCCGGUGCAUAUGCGCUUGGAAAAGGGGCACUGGCUGGUGGUGCAGCCCUCGGGUUGGGAGCGCUGUGUUUCUACGGACUUGGCUUCGGCCAAACGGGCACCAGUACCCUGGAAAAUGCACAUGUUUGGCCAGAGUUUGUAAAGCAACGCAUUCGAGACACUUACUUAUAUUUUGGUGGAUCUUUGGCUAUUUCGGCUGCUAGUGCUGUGGCCGUUUUCCGAUCACCGACUAUGCUGAAUUUGGUUUCGAGGAACGGAUGGAUGUCAAUCCUCGCUACUUUUGCAGUUAUGAUCGGAUCCGGUAUGUUGGCUCAAUCGAUCCCAUAUAGUCCCGGAAUCGGCGCAAAACAGCUUGCUUGGGUUGCUCAUUCGGCAAUCCUGGGAGCAGUUAUAGCACCCAUCUGUUUUGUGGGUGGCCCUAUAUUAGUGCGAGCGGCCUGGUACACCGCUGGCGUUGUUGGUGGACUCUCAACAGUGGCAGCUUGUGCCCCGAGUGACAAAUUCCUCUACAUGGGAGGUCCACUUGCUAUUGGACUUGGAGUGGUCUUUGCCUCGUCGCUAGGAUCGAUGUUUUUACCGCCAACAACGGCUUUGGGUGCCGGUUUAGCUUCGAUGUCUCUCUACGGAGGUCUGCUUUUAUUCAGCGGUUUUCUGCUGUACGACACUCAGAAAAUUGUUAAGCGAGCUGAGUUGUACCCUUUGUAUGCACCGAGACCAUUUGAUCCUGUAAACUCAGCGAUGUCAAUCUACAUGGACACAAUGAACAUAUUCAUCCGAAUUGCAACGAUUUUGGCGGGAGGUGGAGGCAACCGACGAAAGUAAAUUCAUAAAUUUUGAAUAGAUUUUAGAAAAAAAAGGAGUGAAUUAAAAUUUCUUGUUGUCACGAAAUUAGCUUCUUACUGCUUAUGUGUCGAAAAUGUACAAAUAGAUUCAUCCAAUGUUAUUUGCAAUAAUGUGAUAAAAAACUGUUUGUUUUUAAGUUAACAUAAAAUUUCCUGUGACUAUUUCAUAACCACCAGAAAA